AUGACAACUAGCAACAACCCUUUUGAGAGACAUUUAUACAGAUGCUUUGAUGAUUUUAAGGUUCUCAAAAUUCCUUACCGAAGUGGUCAAGACUCUGGUAAAUUUUCCAUGUACUUUUUCCUUCCAAAUGAGAAAGAUGAUAUACAUAAUCUAAUCCAAAAGGUUAAAUCCAAUCCUGAGUUUUUGAAUCAACAAUAUGAGCUGACAAAAGACAAACUCACUGAGUUUUGGAUUCCAAAAUUUAAAUUCUCAUUCGAGUUUAAAGCAAAAGAGACCAUGAAGAAAAUAGGGCUUGAACUACCUUUCAUGGCUGGUGAGCUUACGGAAGUGGUUCAUUGUCCUAUUACUGGUAAGGACAUCUUUGUUUCAGGAGUAUUCCACAAGUCUUGUAUUGAAGUCGACGAGGAAGGGAAAGAAGCCACGGCUAGCACUGCUCUUCUAUUUGAAAGGCAAUGCCUAAGAGUAUAUCCAAGCUUUGUGGCUGAUCAUCCCUUCUUGUUCAUAUGAUUAGAGAAGAGACUCAUGGGAUUGUAUUAUUCUUUGGAGUUAUGCUUAAUCCACUUUUAGACUCCUAACAUGGGGUUCUCAGCAUGAUAUUCUACUGUAAUUUGUCUUUGUUUAAGUUUUUCUUUUUUCUUUUUUGCUGGAAAAUGUAAGGUGUGAUUUGAUAUGCAACUUUUGAUGGAUUGACAUCUUCCGUUUGUAUGAAAAUAAAUCUCUAUUAUAAGACAUACAAAAAUAAACUUCCUA
Humulus lupulus (European hop) is the source of this 750-nucleotide messenger RNA. Its product is annotated as serpin-Z3-like. The transcript has a single exon. The coding region runs from base 1 to 507 and encodes 168 amino acids. Lineage: Eukaryota; Viridiplantae; Streptophyta; Magnoliopsida; Rosales; Cannabaceae. The record is from RefSeq and is a predicted model, not a curated record. Gene Ontology annotation, molecular function: serine-type endopeptidase inhibitor activity.